Messenger RNA from Ostrinia nubilalis (European corn borer), 1057 nucleotides. RefSeq lists its product as uncharacterized. Bases 36 to 953 code for a protein of 305 amino acids. The transcript is spliced from 7 exons. The record is from RefSeq and is a predicted model, not a curated record. Lineage: Eukaryota; Metazoa; Arthropoda; Insecta; Lepidoptera; Crambidae.
UAAUUAAUUAGGACAGUCUAGUUCUUGAAGAAACCAUGACCAUGAUUAAACUGGUUGUAUUAGCCGCCUGCAUUGCUGCAGCCAGCGCUCUUGGUCCCUGGAAAAGUGGACUAAGUGUGCGUUUCGGGGUUGGUCUUAUCGGCUGGGGUUCAUCCUACUUCAUCCAUGUUCCGCAAACUGUGUCCGACGCCAAGAACUCCCGUUGGGUGGAGACCGCCAGGCCCGAUGGCCCUCUCAGCAGCCUGGUGAUGCUGUGCCCCUCCCGAAACGAUGUGGUCCUCUGCGCCCUCUAUGAUGACAACGACGAUGUUGCUGGUCUGCAGAUUGCUCUGCCCACUGACAGCUACACUGACGCUGUUCUGGACUGGGAAACCCAAGGCUUUAGGAGCUGGACUGCUCCCGCCAACUCCAACGGAGUUGUCAGGACUUACUGGACCAUACAGCAGUACUUCGUCUCUGAAGCCACACUGAUGAAGAGCAAAGAGGAGCGUCGCGCAUCCCGCUCUCUCAGCCGUGGUGUGUUGCAAGAGAACGCCGUGUGGGUCACCGGCUUCAACGGGGACCUGAUGAGGAUCUCCGGCAACGCCAACGAGGUCACCGACACCGCCAACACCCUGUUCACUGAACAGGCUUGCGUCAUUCUCAUGGGUCGUCACUACUACUACAACAUGUCGACCACCACCGAGUGCUCGUCCUCCACCCUGCUGCCGUGGUUCCCACUUUUGGACAUGGGCACUGAUCAGCUGAUCGGCACAGGCCUCAUGUCGUUCGGCAAGCUGCCCGCUUCGGCCCUCGUCAAGGACUACUUCGAAAGACCCACUGAGAGCAACGUCAAGAUGAUCGUGCCCAACGGCCCCAACUGUAUCUACCAGCUGGCGGCAAACACCGGCCUGGUCACUAUGCACAUCUACUACGUGGAUUCACCCUGGCUCAUCAACUGCAUCAACAACUAGGCUCAAGAAGCCCAGCCUUACCAGCCCAGCCGAGUAUAAAUACUUAACAAUUUCUACAAUAAUCAGUGUUGAAUGUAAAUAUUUAAUAAACUCUACGACAGAUA